Molecule: messenger RNA, 3421 nt
Organism: Sipha flava (yellow sugarcane aphid)
Lineage: Eukaryota; Metazoa; Arthropoda; Insecta; Hemiptera; Aphididae
Product: SLIT and NTRK-like protein 5
Exons: 2
Coding region: 374-2257 (627 amino acids)
Molecular function (GO): protein binding
Source: RefSeq, a predicted model, not a curated record
UUUUUUUUUUUUACGGUUUCCCGUGAAAAAUAUAUAAAACAAACAAUAAACGAUUAACGCGUCCCGAGGGUUUUCUUCAUCGAUGCGUCGUCAUCGGUAACUGUCCCUGGACGCGAACACGUUUUCCGAUCCCGCGACCGGAACCGGACUAUGAUAGACGCUCCACCGCACGCGUUUUCCGUAAUCCUUUCCUUCGCGGGCUAACCGUCUUCGCCGCGGUCGACGCGAACGCAACAACGGAACACGCGGAUCGCGCUACCCGGGACCACAACCCCAAGCCUCUCGGAGGGCUUCUUCCGGUCCACUGACCAUCAUGAUGUUAGAUACACGGACGGCUGCGUAAGAGCUGCACAACAAACGCGACACACCGACAAUGUUACCACGAAGCGGAGUCAUGGCCACGUGGGCCGUCAUUAUACUGGCCGCGGCCGCGAUGAUACGGGCCCACUGCCCAUCCAACUGUUCAUGCGAUGAUGACACGCUGGUGGUGCUGUGCAAGGAGGGCAACCUGGACGUGAUUCCAAUCACGCUGAACCCGUCCAUACAGCGACUGAUGCUCAUGUACAACCGAAUCAAGAUCGUGGACGCGUCGUUCCAGUUCUACGGGGCUCUGCAGUACGUGGAUAUGUCGCACAAUCACCUGGUGAACGUACCAAACAAGGGGUUCGAGGCGCAAGAGAAGCUGGUCGAGCUGCAUCUGAACCACAACAAGAUCUCGUCAAUCAAUAACAAGACGUUCAUAGGGCUGGUGUCACUGACCAUACUGAGCUUGCGCGGCAACUAUCUGGAGGACCUGCCGGACCGGCUGUUCGCGGCCCUACCCAAGCUUGAGGAGCUGGAUCUGGGUGCGAACCGCAUCAGUCGCAUCGACCCGGCCUCGUUCCAGGGCCUGACCCGAUUGCGAGUGCUCUACCUGGACGACAACCAGCUACGGGCCGUGCCCACGCCCGCGUUCAAGUUCCUGGGCAACCUGGCCGAAAUGCGCAUCGGCCUGAACGCGUUCACCACGCUAGAUGACGACUGUUUCGCCGGUCUCGGUCGACUGUCCGUGCUCGAGCUGACCGGCGCGGCUCUCAUAAACAUCAGCACGGACGCGUUCAACGGGCUCACCGUGCUCCGGCGACUGGUGCUCACCGACAACCGGUUGUCGGCCAUACCCACCAAACAGCUGUCCGGGUUGGCGCGGCUGGAGGAGCUGAGCGUGGGCCAAAACGACUUCAUAUCCAUCGAACCGGACGCGUUCAAGGGGCUGGUCAACCUGCGCAUGGUGGACGUGUCGGGCGCGUCGCAGCUGUCAGUCAUCCGGAAGGGUGUGUUCAACGACAACUUAAACCUAGAAACGAUCAACUUCAGCAGCAAUAAGCAGCUGGCUACCAUAGAAGACGGCGCGUUCAUGGGACUGCCGAACCUGCGUAACCUAAUCAUGCGCAACAACGCGUUCACAUCAUUCACCGAGGCAAUGGUUACUUGGCAGGAGCUGCAGCAGAUCGAUCUUACCGAGAACCCGUUGGUGUGCGAGUGCUCGGUGCUGUGGCUCAAAGAGUUGCUGGCCCGACGCAACACCAGCCACGUGAAUUGCGCUAGCCCCGCGCCGCUCAAGGACAAACCACUCAGCUCACUCGGCUCCGACGACCUGUCCUGCGCCAAGUACUACACGCGGCAGCAGGCCAUCGUGGGUGCUGUAUUCGGGUGCACCGUUGCGUUCAUAGCGCUUAUGCUGCUGCUGGCCUAUCGAUUCCGCAAGCGGCUGCACCACUCGCUGAAGAAGACGUUUUGGAACAAGGAGACGGUGAACCGUAAAGACCUGGAGUACCAGAAAACGUUCUCGGACGACGAGUUUAUCGUGCGCAACUCUAACACGCACCACCACCAUCAUCACCACGUGCCGCCACCACCACCACCACAUAAUAGCCAGCAGCACCACGGAACCCAGCAGUACCAUGGCCAGCACCAGCAUCGUGGUGUUCAACAGCAGCAGCAGCAAAAACCGCAGCAUCAUCACUUACAGCAUUUUCAGCAACACCUUCAGCAGCAGCAGCAGCAACAGCAGCAGCAACAGCAUCAGCAGCAGAGCAACGAUCAUCACAUGAUGAUGAUGAUGAUGUCACCCACGCCUCCACCUUUGCCACCGAUGCACCACGGGACGUACAGCCAUCACAGCCAACACUCGUACCAGCCGCACCAGCAGCAGCAGCAACGCCAUCAGAACACGAUGCCGCAUCGCAACGAUAAGCCGAUACCGGUGACGGAACUGUAGCUAGAGCUUUUCGCCUCGACGCCGGCAGGCGAGAGGCGAUACCAGGCAGCCGGUACGUCUGAUGGAACUACUAGCGUCACUGGGUUCUCGUACAUCUCCGGUGAAAUCUGUAAAUACGGUGGCCAAACCCUAAACAAUCGAUCUCUGCCGCCACCCGGUUACCGUGUUUACCACCCGCACUCGCUUCGUCGUUUUUGCGACUCUUAAAAAAAAAAAAAAAAUGUGACUACCUCCCCCCUCAUUAUCUCACCCCGAAAACUGCCCCAUCGCACGUUUUCCCCUACUCCUAACCCUUCCGAUGUCGCUUUGUCAUUUGGGCGAGCUAACGCACAACGAUCACCGCCCUCUCACCACCACGUGGCCGAAGCGUUAAUGUUCUGAUCACGGUAAUUCGGUGGCGGAGCCAUUUGCAAACCGGUUCAUCAAUGUGCAGCACCAAGUACCGCAUAAUGGACCUGUAUAGCGAAUACGCGAACGCGAAAGAGUUAAUAGACUGUGUACCAGUAGUUUCGUCAAAUGUCACCAAUAUUGAAGGGUAACGGCGAGUACGCCACCGCGCCGUGUAAAAACACAUCAAAGUAUAACUGUACUUGGAGAACGUUUGACUCAUAUGAUUUAGAUCUAGUCUUAGGAUAUUAGUUGAAAAAAAAUUAAACAAUGAAAUUCGAUCAACAUUUCGUCAAUAUCCGAACCGAUCGAAAACAAAAUAUGUACUAAGGUAUUUUUUUUUUUAUUUUUUACUCUGUGUAUCAUUCAAAACGACUUCGUCUCCUCUUGUUCGAGUCAGGCGUUCUUCAAUUUAUUAAUUAAAUAUUUGAUUGUUGCAAUCCAAACCCGACGAUUUAUUGUGUUAACGAUGAUAUUUUAGAAAUCGUCGUCCGUAGCAGUUCUCUACUUUUUUUAAGAUUAUUAUUAUCUAUAUGUUAUAUAUUAAUAUUUAUAAUUACUAACUUAAAUAAUAUUAUUGCUAUAUCUUCUUUUUGUUUUUGUAAUGUUUCAAAAUAUUAUGUCAUAAUAUAUUCUACCUAUUCAAUACGAUUUCAUAUAUAGAUUGUUUACCUACAUCGUAAUACUGUACUAUUAUGGUGUAUUUUUUCUAAUAAAAGCUAAGCGAAGAGCGUAAAAAAAAAAGUGUUUAUGUAUAAUAUGUUCGAUUUCGAUUAU